Phyllostomus hastatus (greater spear-nosed bat) is the source of this 3962-nucleotide messenger RNA. It is a transcript of the gene CA8, whose product is annotated as carbonic anhydrase 8. Gene Ontology annotation, molecular function: zinc ion binding; carbonate dehydratase activity. The transcript is spliced from 9 exons. The record is from RefSeq and is a predicted model, not a curated record. Lineage: Eukaryota; Metazoa; Chordata; Mammalia; Chiroptera; Phyllostomidae. Bases 308 to 1180 code for a protein of 290 amino acids.
UCCGCUCGGACUUGGGACGCCCUCCGCUUGCCGGCCGCCCCAGAACUCGGGACCCCACGCCCGCCCGCUCGCGCUCACACUCACACUCACACACGCAGCCACACCUUCAUUGCCUUUCACCGCGCGCGCGCUCACACCUAUUCACGUGCGCUCACACUCGCACACGCUGUCACACUCCCUCGUGCACUCACGGGCGCACUUUCACCCUCUCACACUCACACGCUCACACCCCAGCUCAGGCCCGCUUACUCUGCAGGGGCCCAGGCCCCGUCGGCAACAGCGCUGAGAGGACACACACGGCUUCUCCAUGGCCGAUCUGAGCUUCAUCGAAGAUUCCGUUGCCUUCCCGGAGAAGGAGGAGGAUGAGGAGGAAGAGGAAGAGGGUGUGGAGUGGGGCUACGAAGAAGGUGUUGAGUGGGGCUUGGUGUUUCCUGACGCUAAUGGGGAAUACCAGUCUCCCAUCAACCUGAACUCCAGAGAAGCUAGAUAUGACCCCUCACUGCUGGAUGUCCGCCUCUCGCCGAAUUAUGUGGUCUGUCGGGACUGUGAAGUCACCAAUGAUGGACACACCAUUCAGGUUAUCCUGAAGUCAAAAUCAGUUCUGUCAGGAGGUCCGUUGCCUCAAGGUCAUGAAUUUGAACUGUAUGAAGUCAGAUUUCACUGGGGAAGAGAAAACCAGCGUGGUUCUGAGCACACCGUUAAUUUCAAAGCUUUUCCCAUGGAGUUGCAUCUGAUCCACUGGAACUCCACCUUGUUUGGCAGUAUCGAUGAGGCCGUGGGGAAGCCACAUGGGAUCGCCAUCAUUGCUUUGUUUGUUCAGAUAGGAAAAGAACAUGUAGGCCUAAAGGCUGUGACUGAAAUCCUUCAGGAUAUUCAAUAUAAGGGGAAGUCCAAAAUAAUACCUUGCUUUAAUCCUAACACUUUAUUACCAGACCCUCUGCUGCGUGAUUACUGGGUGUACGAAGGCUCGCUCACCAUUCCGCCAUGCAGUGAAGGCGUCACCUGGAUAUUAUUCCGAUACCCUUUAACUAUAUCCCAGCUACAGAUUGAAGAAUUUCGAAGGCUGAGGACACAUGUGAAGGGGGCAGAACUUGUGGAGGGCUGUGAUGGGAUUUUGGGAGACAACUUUAGACCCACGCAGCCACUUAGUGACAGAGUCAUCAGAGCUGCAUUUCAAUAGCCUGAAAGAACAGGAACACACCCACCUUCACCCGGGGGAAUGAGCCAGUAGGUGGAGGGGCUGACGGCACUGUUUCCCAGAGGAGUGAAAAGGGAUGAAAUCCUAAGCAAAUUUGGAGACUGACUUUUUUAAUGGAGUAGAUACUUUAUGAACUUUAAUAGGACGGAAGAAGAGGUGAUCGUUUAUAGACUUUGGGAUUCAUGACUUGUUUUCAUUAUUUCAGGAAGAAUGGUGUAGCAGCCAGGAGGGCAAGAGCAGCAGGAAAGAUGGGAGAUUGGAGCAGAGUGAAGAAGGGUCGAAGGGUGGGCUUACAGGAGCGGCCAGUGAGAAGGGCAAGCAGUGAGGUGUGAAGAGGUUUGAUGAACAUGAAUUUAUGAUUUUCCCCAGCCUAAGUUUAAUUUACUAUCUGUGAAUAUCAGUAACUAUGAAUGACACAUUUUAAUGAAAUAAGAUUCUCUUGAAUUUUUGAUCCAUAUGUCCCUAGACCAGAGUUACCUCUCUAUAAAUAUUUAAAUAAACAACACUAUUUUAUCGCUGUUACAUACGCACACACAGCAUGAGAGUUUAAAGUUAAUGAGAUUAUGUAUAUUUCAGAUAUGUCAUAUUCACAGUAUGAUAGAUAAUGCGUAAUUUUCAAAGUCUUAAAUCAAUUAUACUUUAGGUAUUUUGAGAGGAAGAUGGACUUGUGUCCAUUUCUUGGAGGCUGAGAUUACUUAAAGGAGGUCAUUUUCCUCGAAAUUCCUAAGACUGGUGCAGGACUUCUUUCAAAGGCAACUCCAAUUCUGACUUCAUCUUUUUAUGAAUACAUUUUUGAUCAUUUUAUCUUGAAAUAUGUUAUACAAAUUUAGUUAUAGUUUUACAUAAAAAUUAUAUUAGGAAAUCAGACUUAUGGAUGUAUGCUUUUUAUUUGAUAUUUAAUAAUGCCCUAAGGCAGGUAAUUCAAAUUUUUAUUAAAGUGAAAUGAUUUGACAGUCAGACUUUGAAUUUAAUGCAUGAAUGUUUCAUUUAAGCUCUUGGAGCUGAAAAGAAAAAAAAACUUUUUUUCCUAGGAGUUCUCUAAAAAAUGUUUAAAAUAAUUUAGAUUUACUUUAGCUAUGUUUUACUAAAAUAACUUUAGUUUUUGGACUUAAAAUGGCAUUUUUUUGCAUGACAUGUCUAGACAUCUGGAAGGCUUUGAUAACCAAGACUCAUUAUUCCCAUGAAUAAUCUGUGACUUUUCACAUUACCAUUUAAGAAGUAUGAGCUCUGAUUUUGUACUUGUAUAGGGAAUUAGCAUAUAACUCACCCAAGUGCAGUGUUAGUUCAGGUUUCUGGGAGCCAGUUGACAUUAAGUGAUCCUUUACCUACUGAAUUUUCUACAUGAUAUAGGAGGACCAAAUCUGAAUAACAACGAACAGCAAAUAAGAACAAGUGUUAGGUCCAGUUUACUUGUUGCUCUUGGUGUUAUAAUACUGGUGCUAGUGAGUGGUUAUUUGCCUACUUGUUUCAUUAAGUAUUAGCCCAUUUUUAAAAGGCUAUUCUGACUGUUUAGACUUAACUAUUUCCCCCAUGACUCAGGUAUCAUUAAACUGCACAUAUGUUUACAGUAAGUAUAAUUAAUUAUAAUGAUUUACUCUCUGUAAAAAACAAUGACACAAAGCUUGUUAAAUAGUUUUCCUUUAUUCCACUUAUCAGUGGAAAAUAUAAGUAUGCCCUAAAUAGAUUUAAAAAAUUCCCAAAAAAUGUAGAAGGGAAAAGAGUGCGUAUUAAGCAGCCAUCUCUGAAAGAUCCCUUUGUCGAACUUGCCCUCAUUUUCUUUCUGGGUCUUUGGAGUCACCCCUACCUGUGCUGAACUCCUCCCCAUGUGUACUUCUGAAUUAACAAUGUCUUCUGAACUUUAAUGAACUGUAGCUAGCAUCAAUUCUAUAUCAGUUUUCUUUAAUAACCGAAAAGAGUUAUAUGUUAGAAAGGGAUAAGACAUUAUAGGAGAGGAGGGGCUGUGUGGGGAAAGGAAGAAUAUCAACUCAGAAUGACCAGGUAGCUCAGGGGUGUCCAACCUUUUGGAGUCUCUGGGCCACACUGGAAGAAGAGAUGUCUCGGGCCACACACUAAAUACACUGUGACAUGUAAUCACAAAAACCCCUCAUAAUGUUUUAAGUAAAUUUACGAUUUUGUGUUGGACUGCAUUCAUAGCCAUCUUGGGUCUCAUGUGGCCCAGAGGCUAUGGGUUGAACACCCUUGUUAGGGAAAAGCUAUUAUCUUUCCCGGAUAAAUGGGAAGCUGAAAGCCAAUUUUAGUCAAUAGAACCUGUACUCUUCUCAAUCUAAUAAUUUAGCAUAAUGCACAGCAUUAGGGUGAGGAAUGAAAGCUCGAUGGAUGCAGUUGUUUUAAAUUUAUUGUAUCAGAAUUUCUUGAAAAUGGAAUGAAUUUCUUAAAGGGUUUCAAAAUGAUUUCAGGAAAGGCCCCUGAUACCAAGGGUGUUCAUCCUAUCUAUUGUGUUUUGAUUAUGUGAUAUAAAAUUGUUAUUAACCUAAGAAUGAAAAAUAUCAAAACUGUAUAGGCAUUUCUUUAAGAUUACUAAACUAGGAAAAUGCUCCUGGCUUCCAUAUUUCUGACUUUUUUAUGUUUUGGAAAUGUUCAUCAUUUGUUAUGCAUAAAAAUAUCUGAAUAAUUUAGUUUUCUUCCACCCCCAUGAAUUCAUACAAAAUUGUGUUUGGGUAGGAAAAAAGAGAGCAUUUUGCAGUCAUGUAUGUUGAACAUUAAUAUAUUCUGAUACCUUAAAUAGAUUUUAUGAAAACCUAAA